AUGUUCUCUCCCAGGACUCUGAUGUGUUCUACGUGCCAACCAGUGGUCUAUCAGGAGAGAACCUGACCACCUAAGAGUUCUGCUCUGGCGCUAACAUCCUGGUACUCUGGACCCUGUUGCUGGAAACAGAUCGAUUAUUUCAAACCACCCAGAGGUCGAUAGAAAAGCCCUUCCGACUGUGUGUCUCGGACGUCUUCAAAGAUCAGGGCUCAGGGUUCUGUGUAACAGGGAAGAUCGAGGCGGGCUACAUUCAGACGGGACAGAUACUGCCAUGCCCCCCAAUGAGACAUGCACUGUUAAAGGUAUCACUCUCCACGAUGAGCUCUGGACUGGCAGCAGCAGGAGAUCAUGUUAGUCUGACUGUCACUGGCAUGGACAUCAUCAAGAUCAAUGUGGGCUGUGUGUUCUGUGAUAUUAAGGAGCCAAUCAGAGCGUGUUCCCGCUUCAGGGCCAGAGUCCUGCUCUUCAACAUAGAGGUCCCCAUCACACAGGGCUUCCCCGUUGUGUUGCACUACCAGACGAUCAGUGAACCUGCCACCAUCAGGAAGCUGGUCAGCGUUCUGCACAAGAGCAGCGGGGAGGUGCUCAAGAAGAAACCAAAGUGAGUAUCAAGGUGAAGUCUUCAUAGAUGA
Salvelinus sp. IW2-2015 is the source of this 632-nucleotide messenger RNA. NCBI's taxonomy places the organism in Eukaryota, Metazoa, Chordata, Actinopteri, Salmoniformes, Salmonidae. The record is from RefSeq and is a predicted model, not a curated record.